GAGGAGCCUAAGCGUUAAACCCAUGGCCUCUCUUUUUUCCUCUUCCUUGUCUCAGUCUCUCCCUGAUUCCCUCAUGAACUCCUACUUCAAGCUCUUCGUCUCCCUCCUCGCCUUCUCCUUCUCUUUCGUCUUCAUCCUCAAACUCUUCAAAUUCAGGCCAAACAUUGCCAUCCGGCCCAAAACCCUCAAACUCCCACCAGGCCCAAAAGGCUGGCCCAUAGUCGGAAACCUCUUUCAAGUGGCCCGAUCCGGCAAGCCCUUUAUCCACUAUGUCCGCGACGUGGGCUCCGUCUACGGCCCAAUAUUCACCCUUCGAAUGGGCUCUCGAACUCUCAUCAUCGUCACUAACGCGAAUUUAGCCCAUGAGGCCCUUAUCGCCAAGGGCCCAACGUUUGCCAGUCGGCCUGCCGAGAACCCGACCCGCACCAUUUUCAGCUCCAACAAAUUUACAGUGAAUUCUGCGGCUUAUGGGCCGGAGUGGCGAUCAUUACGGCGAAAUAUGGUGUCGGGCAUGCUGAGCUCAGCCCGGUUGAAACAGUUUAGGCCCGCGAGGGAGUCGGCGAUGGAUCGGUUCAUUGAUCGGAUUCGGAACGAGGCCCAGGCCCACGAUGGUGCGGUUUGGGUACUGAAGAACGCUAGGUUUGCGGUGUUUUGCAUCCUUCUUGCUAUGUGCUUUGGCCUUCAUCUUGAUGAGGAGAGUAUAAUCAAGAUUGAUCAGCUGAUGAAGAAAGUCCUAAUCACUCUGACGCCAAGAAUGGACGACUACCUCCCCCUCCUCCGACCUUUCUUCUCCAAACAAUUCAAAAAUGCUCUCCAAAUCCGCAGGGAACAAAUCCAAACCCUAGUCCCCCUCAUCAAGAAGCGCCAAUCCAUCCUCCAAAACCCUAAUCUCGAUCCCGACGCCCUCCCCUUUUCCUACUCGAUCCUCUUCGACCUCAAGGUCGGCCGCGACUCUGCGCCCACCGACAUCGAGCUCGCCACCUCGCUCGAGUUCCUCAAUGCGCACCGACCCACCGCCACCGCAGUUGAGUGGGCCGUCGGCCGACUCAUUGAGAACCCAAACGUCCGUCUAAACUCUACGAUGAUAUUUCCUCCACGUAGGGACAGGCCUGUCGACGAGAAGGACACGGAAAAGAUGCCGUACCUGCAGCAUUUGUCAAGGAGGUCUGCGUAAACACCCGCAACAUACUUUGCGUACGCACGCGGCAAGCGAGCGGCGUGCCAAGCUUGGCGGGUAUUUGACAUACCCUUCCGAGCGAUUGAGUUUUACCUGCCGACCAUAGCGGAAGACCCGAAACUUUGGUCCGACCCGGAGAGGUUUGAGCCUGAUAGGUUCUUAACGGGCGGGGAGAAUGCGGAUAUAACAGGCGUAACGGAGAUACGGAUGAUACCAUUUGGAGCAGGUCGGAGGAUAUGCCCAGGUCUGGCGAUGGGGAUGACGCACAUUACGCUGAUGGUGGCUGGGAUGGUUCAGGCGUUGUGGCGGGCAACACCCGACUCAACCGUUUUAUCCGACUCAGCCGAUAAGCUCGAGUUCACUGUCGUUAUGAAAACCCCGCUGUUGGCUAUGGUUAGGCCAAGGAAGUCUUGAUUGGAUUCGGAUCCGAUAAUCGGUUCGGGUAUCUAUUUGUGGUUUGGUUUGUAGUUUUGUGCUGCUGGGAUGUGGCUCAAACAUAUAUAAACAUAAAAAAGCCGGAAUUGAUGGCUGAUAAAGAUAAAGAGUUUAAUUAGAUGUUC
Molecule: messenger RNA, 1737 nt
Organism: Asparagus officinalis (garden asparagus)
Lineage: Eukaryota; Viridiplantae; Streptophyta; Magnoliopsida; Asparagales; Asparagaceae
Product: cytochrome P450 77A2-like
Cellular component (GO): membrane
Molecular function (GO): heme binding; iron ion binding; oxidoreductase activity, acting on paired donors, with incorporation or reduction of molecular oxygen, NAD(P)H as one donor, and incorporation of one atom of oxygen
Source: RefSeq, a predicted model, not a curated record